Molecule: messenger RNA, 2128 nt
Organism: Pygocentrus nattereri (red-bellied piranha)
Lineage: Eukaryota; Metazoa; Chordata; Actinopteri; Characiformes; Serrasalmidae
Product: receptor tyrosine-protein kinase erbB-2-like
Exons: 17
Coding region: 41-1996 (651 amino acids)
Biological process (GO): cell surface receptor protein tyrosine kinase signaling pathway; positive regulation of kinase activity; neuron differentiation
Cellular component (GO): basal plasma membrane; signaling receptor complex
Molecular function (GO): transmembrane receptor protein tyrosine kinase activity
Source: RefSeq, a predicted model, not a curated record
AGUGGGUGAUUAUGGACUAAAGCGGCGGAGGAGAGCAGCGAUGGAGGCGGUGAGAAGUUUUCGGUUGGUGUGGCUGCUGCUGGUCGGGGCCGCGGCGAGAGCAGCGGGGAGAGAAGUGUGUCUGGGGACGGAUAUGAAGCUGGCCUUGCCCUCCAGUCUGGAGAACCACUAUGAAAUGCUACGACUCCUUUACACCGGCUGCCAGGUCAUACAUGGCAACUUGGAAAUCACUCACUUACAAGGGACACCGGACCUUUCCUUUCUGCAGGGUAUAGUGGAGGUUCAGGGCUAUGUGCUGAUUGCCCAUGUCUCCGUGGCUGAGAUACCCCUGACGAACCUGCGCAUCAUCAGAGGUGGCCGGCUGUACAACUCCAGCUAUGCACUGGCUGUUCUGGAAAACACCGGCAUCAAGGAGCUCCAGCUCAGGAGCCUCACAGAGAUUUUGCUGGGUGGUGUAUAUAUUUUAGGGAACCCCCAGCUCUGUUACCCACAGCAGAUCAACUGGAUAGACGUUCUGGGCAAACAACAAAGAAACAAAGAAAUGAAGUUAACACACCUGCAGCCAGCAGCACCUUACUGUCAACCCUGUCCGGCGGCCUGUGGCUCCAGAGGAUGCUGGGGACGAACUGCAGAUGACUGCCAAACACUAACCCAUGUCCAGUGUAUGUCCGGCUGUCAGUACUGUAAGGGUCCUCAGGCCAGCGACUGCUGUCAUGACCAGUGCGCUGCAGGAUGUUCCGGACCCAAAAACUCGGACUGUCUGGCUUGCCAUAACUUUAACGACAGCGGGACGUGUAAAGAAAGCUGCCCGCUAGUCAUGUUAUACGACAUCAAAACCCAUCAGCUCAUUCCCAACCCCAACAAGAAGUUCAUCUUCGGAAUCAUCUGUGUAAAACAGUGUCCAUAUAACUUUCUGACCACAUAUUCAGCAUGUACGAGGGUCUGCCCCAAAGGAAACCAGGAAGUCAUCACCAUCCACCCGGAUGGAAAGGAGAUGCAGAAAUGUGAACAGUGUGAAGGAGAGUGUCCGGAAGUGUGUUACGGUUUAGGCAUGGGGAACCUACAGGGCGUGUCUGCGGUGAACUCCUCCAACAUUGGCUUCUUCCAAGGUUGCAAGAAGAUCUACGGCAGUCUGGCCUUCCUCCCCCAGUCCUUUAAAGCCGACCCGCUGACCAAUUUGACAAGUCUGCAGGCUGCUGACCUUGAGGUGUUCAGGACGUUGGAGGAAAUCACAGGUUACCUGUACAUUGAUGCAUGGCCAGAAAACAGUGGAGACUUGGGCGUGUUUGAAAACCUGAAGGUGAUCCGAGGGAGAAUGCUGUACAAAGGUGUGUAUUUACUGGGCAUCCAGUCUCUGCAGAUUGAGUCUCUGGGCCUACGUUCUCUGCGCAGUGUCAGUGGCGGGUUGGUGCUGGUCCACAAUAACUCUCGGCUGUGUUACACCUCCUCCCUGCCCUGGUCGUCCCUGCUGUACCUCAGCCAGGAGCCCAACCUCAUCAGCAACAACAACCGAGACCCGCAAGCCUGCGAGGCAGAUGGGCACGUCUGUGACCCUCUUUGCAAGAAUGGAUCCUGUUGGGGUCCCGGGCCGAGCCAGUGUGUGUCGUGCGUUUCCUAUCAGCGUGGCAAAGAGUGUGUGAAGGAGUGCAACAUCAGGAACGGUUUGGUCAGGGAGUUCAGCGAUGACCUCUCCUGCGUUCCCUGUCACCCUGAGUGCCGACCAGUCAACGGCUCCGAGUCCUGCUCUGGCCCAGGUCCGGAUCAGUGUGUGGAGUGCCUGCACUUCCAGGACGGAGACGUGUGCGUGGAGCGUUGUCCCAGCGGCGUGAAGGAAGACCAGCACACUGUGUGGAAAUACAGCAAUGAGAGUGGACACUGCAUACCGUGUCCCAACAACUGCUCUGUGUCGUGUCCACUGGAUGAGAGAGGGUGUCCAAUUCACCAGAAAGCUGGACACAUCGAACAGUAUUGCCUAAUAGAUGCGUGGCGGCCCUGAUGGGUGGACUGCUGGCUCUGCUGGUCUUCUACCUGCGUUGGCAAAAACACCCAAAGAAGAAAGAAAGCAUGAGAAGGAUCCUGCAAGAGCAUGAGGUCAGACAUGCAAAGCAUCAUGGGGGCUGUAGUUGUG